Messenger RNA from Darwinula stevensoni, 1212 nucleotides. Lineage: Eukaryota; Metazoa; Arthropoda; Ostracoda; Podocopida; Darwinulidae. The record is from the annotation of a GenBank genome assembly.
AUGCUCAAGGAUCGGACCGACUCGGCCGAGAAGCGGGAUCGUUCAUUGCGUAUGCGUGGCACGGUCAAGGUCCAAGGCAUAAAGGACUACGGAAAACGAGGAAAGCGCGACCGACGCAUUUCGGUUCGUGAGUUGGGAAGAAAGAGGAGCGAAGAUGAGCGUGAUCAUGCCAGCAGCCGACCCAUCCAGCGGGCGAUUCUGGAACCGCCUUCCAGGAGUCUUUCAGACCUAAGGGAACCUCUUUCAACGGCAACGGCUCCCGCUUUCGACGACAACGGCUCCCCUUUCACCCGAGGGAAGAAGCUCGACGAUGCACCCGAGCCAUCGCACGACAGAGCUCGGGACCCGAUUAACAGCUGCACCGCAUUAAUACUCAUCGCUUUCUCCGGCUUCAAGACGGCCCCGAGUGGUUGCAUUCUGCUUCUCGAGUCUUCGCGACUCGGAACAAUGGAAUCCCGUCAGGAACGAGGCCGUCGACGACCCACCUACGAGAGGAUCGAGGGUAUGAACAAGGGUAUGAACAAGGAUCGCCUUUUCCGUGCUCGGGCGAGCCUGUCUCCGCUCCUGCGUCCGACGGAGUGGCCACACGUCCCGGCCACCGCGGCUGGAUGGCCACACGUCCCGGCCGCCUCGGCUCGGGGCACGCCGACAAAGCGGACGAAUGAAAAACUCAUGCGGUCGGAGUGCCGGAGCGAGAGCGGGCAGAGCGGAGAGAGCAGCAGCAGCAGCCGACUGGAAUACGCGGCCGAGACCCAAGGCUUCUUCUUCCCCGAUCUCCACGUGAGUCUCCCGAUGUCUCCGGGUGCAGGCGAGUGGGCCAGAUUCAAACAAAGAAACGCAAUGCGGAAUGAGAUGCAGCGGGAGGUCAGCCUCACACUUCCGUCCGUCCGGAUCCCAAUCAAGACAAACGUAUCAGGCGGCCUUCGGAACCCCACCCGAUGGAAUCCAUAUCUCAUCCGUAUCUCAUCCGUAUCUCGUCCGUAUCUCGUCCGUAUCUCGUCCGUAUCUCACCCGUGUCUCAUCCGUAUUAUUCGAUACGCCCGUCUGCGGUUCGCACCGAUCGUUCGCUUUCGUCAGCGACGGGGAAUCAUCCCGUCGAAUGGGGAUUUAUUGAGGCUUUCCAUCACUCCCACUCGGGCUGGGGCUGGGCGGGAUCCGAACCGAUAUGCAUGGACCGAAAUGGAAUUUAAUUGCUUCUUCCCCGUGGAUUGA